This is a messenger RNA of Stereum hirsutum FP-91666 SS1, 1989 nucleotides long. RefSeq lists its product as uncharacterized. The transcript is spliced from 3 exons. Lineage: Eukaryota; Fungi; Basidiomycota; Agaricomycetes; Russulales; Stereaceae. The coding region runs from base 1 to 1989 and encodes 662 amino acids. The record is from RefSeq and is a predicted model, not a curated record.
AUGCCCGCUUACUUAACACUGAAAGGCCAGACGUAUACAGGUGAAGAACACUCUCUCCCAUCGGUCAAUAAACCAAAGCCAGCAAAACCCCAAAACUCCGCAGAAACAUCGUCUUCCAAAGUGUUCGAUGAAAGGCGGCUCCUCGUGGACGGACUCCUUCCAUCCACCCAACGCCCUGAUUACCACGUCACAUUCGUCGGCUUAUGGAGGAAAGUUCGUACGGAGUAUCCCCUCAUAUACGACGGCGCCAUUUCAAGCGACGUGGACUCUUUUACCUCCCUCAUUCAGAUCGCAGAUUGGUUCUCUGAUUUCUUCUCGACAAGAUUAGCUUGCCUUCAGGAGGGCGAGCGCCGCGGGUCCAAGGCGCAGCUCCCCUCGAAGCUGCCCGAAUUUGCUAGGCUGAAUGCAUGGAUCCUCAAGAAGGCACGGGACCAAGCCCAUAAGGAUUUGGGCAUCGUGAAGCCUCGCCGGGCGGAGCAGACGACGGACAAGAAGAAGAAGAUGAGGGUGAGACCCAAGGAUGAAAUGCUGCGUAUCAAGCUCUCUAUGUACACAGCCGCGUUGACGCUCGUACAUACCUGGAAAAACUUACUCCAGAAAAGAAAGGAUUCUUUGGUCUCCCAAGUGGUUCACGUUGAUGAAUCCUCGCAUAUGAAUCCGUCGACGGUCCCUGCCAAUUCGCAGUUGCUUAGAUGGCUGGAACAACAAGCUGCGAUCGUGUAUCAGGAUCGUUCUCCAUUCUCUAGUCCUACCAUAGCCACUCCACCCUCCCCUGCUCUUGCAAUCUAUCCUGAUGCAGCUGGGACCACUCCAGCCAGUACAGUUCUCCCUGCUUCAAUUACUAAGGCUCCAGAUUCUCCGUCAGCUGAGGUUUCUCUCCCUCAAACCCAAGGCGACUACGGAGAUUUCGAUUCCUUCACAGACUUCAUGGACUCAUUGUUUUACUGGGAUUCUUUCGAUUCGACGCAACCCUUGGCAACACUGCUCUCUGCUCCGAACACGAUGGCUACAUAUUCUCCAUCGGCUGAGACGCCCGCGCUCGUUGAUCAGGAUCAUUCUCCGUCCUCUAGUCCCGCCACCGCCACCGCCACUCCACCCUCCCCUGCUCCGGUGCCGUCCCCUUCUCUUGCAAUGCAGACUGAGAUACCUCUCCCUCAAAUCAAAGACGAACCCGUAGAUCUCGAUUCAUUCAUGGACUUGCUGAACUGGGAUUCCUUUGGAUCGACGCAACCCUUGGCGGCACUGCUCCCUGUUCCGAUUACGACGCCUACAUAUUUUCCAUCAGCUGGGACGUCCGCGCUCGUUAAUCAGGUUCAUGCUCCAUCCUCUAGUCCUGCCACCGCCACCGUCACUCCCUCAUUUACUCCAGUUCCUUCCCCUUCCCUUGCGCACUCUCUUGAUCCAGCUUUGGCCGCUCCAGCCAGUCUACCCCCCUCUGCUUCAGCAACGAUGUCGACAUAUUCUCCAUCGGCGGAUAUGCCUCUCCCUCAGAUCAAAGACGAACCCAUAGAAUUCGAUCCCUUCUUAGACUUCCUGGACCCAUUUGCUUGCUGGAAUUCUUUCGAAUCGAUGCGACCCUCAGCGACCCUGCUCCCUGCUCCGAACACGAUGGCUAUGUAUUCUCCAUCAGCUGGGGCGCCCGCGCUCCCUCAUCAGGAUAAUGCUCCAUCCUCUAGUCCUGCCACCGCCACCGCCUCUGCCACGCCACGCUCCCGUGCUCCAGUUCCGUCCCCUUCUCUUGCACUCUCUCCUGAACAAGCUUGGGCCGUUCCAGAUGGUCCACUUAUCCCUGAUCCAUCUGAUGAGGCGUCUCUCCAUCAAAUCCAAGACGAACACGGAGAUUGCGAUACCUUCACAGACUUCAUGAAUCCGUUGGCUUACUGGGAUUCUUUCGUCUUGACACACUCCUCGGCGCCCAUUCAUCCCCCCGUCGAUCCAGCAAGUAUCUCCAAGGAAAAUUCGUUGAUGUAUGCUCUCGGUCCCUUGUAG